Molecule: messenger RNA, 1353 nt
Organism: Talaromyces proteolyticus
Lineage: Eukaryota; Fungi; Ascomycota; Eurotiomycetes; Eurotiales; Trichocomaceae
Product: ThiJ/PfpI family protein
Exons: 1
Coding region: 350-1033 (227 amino acids)
Source: RefSeq, a predicted model, not a curated record
CCACUCAUAACGAUUGAUCUAAGUUAACUAUCUUAGCAUUCACGAUGCUGAUAUAAUACAGACGAUAUCUGAAAGGGGGAACGGCACAGGAAAUUGCUUCUUUGGGCAUUUCGCACCGCGAAACCCCGCCCUAACCCCCUACGAGCACAACGAUAGAGUAAUGUAUUACAACCAUUUUCGAAGGCCCUGCUCUACAUCCAUCUUCGCAUAACCACAUACAGGAAGAGGGAAUAAAAGAGCAGGGAAAGUGUUCAGUAGUCAAUUGAUGCUACUUUAUUGACUGAGCAACACCUCGAUCUCCGGCUUCUCGAUUAUAUGACCGCAUUUGAAUCCAAACCUAGAACCGACAAUGCUACAAGAAAACCCCGUUCGAGCAUGUAUUCUGGUGUUCGGCCAGAUGGACCUGGUCGACUUUUCCGGGCCGUUGGAGACCCUCUACCACGCCUACGAACACGGCACUGAAGAUCGUUUGAUCUCCAUCGAAGUUGCUGCACCCACCGAAGAGAUCCUUACCGAGCAGGGCGUUAUAAUCAAGCGAAACAUCAGCUUUGAGCAGGCGCUGGAAUCUCUGCCACAGUACGACAUCCUAGUUGCCCCUGGCGCAAGCUAUAAAACAACAAAGGCAAUGUGUGAAUCCCCCGAUAACUCUGUCAUCAACAUUAUCAAGCAAUUCUGCUCGUUGCCGGCAACUCAAACAAAGACACGUCAGCGAAUCAUGUUAUCUAUAUGCAGCGGUUCGUUCUUCCUCGCUACUGCCGGUCUUCUGGCUGGACGUCGUGCCACCACGCAUUUCACAAGACUACCACAGCUCGAACAGGCUGCUGCAAAACAUGGGAGAACUGAGGUUUCGCGCCAUCGAUUUGUCGAUGCAGGCUUGUUGGAUAACGGUGUGCGAAUCGUCUCGUCUGGUGGCCUUACCAGCUGUUUCGACGCGGCGCUGUAUGCGAUCGAACUCCUGUGCGGGCUGCAGAGCGCUGAGUUCGCGAGUGAGGAGUUAGAUUAUCAGUGGCGAAAGUCUGAGGCAUUGUUCUAGACCUGGUAAAAAGCUCAUUAAUAGAAGUUAGCUCAGGCAAAGUAUACUGUACUGUGGAGAAGCAGCCCCUGUAUGUCCGAUCAGUUUGGGUGUGUCGAGUCAGACCUCGCGAAUGUUAAUUCUGUAUGUAAUUUGCAGUGUUUGCACCGUAGCUAGUGCCUUUCAUUAGUCACCUACCGGACAUCAGGCUAACUGUACAUGGAUAAGGCUGGAGGCGAGUGCCUCCUGUGAUUCGUCAGAAGAUAUAUUAUCUUUGGUGGGCCAAUCAAGUGUGAUAUAAUUCACGUGAAACGCCUUCCAAAUGCGGCAUACGACAGCGC